Momordica charantia (bitter melon) is the source of this 2235-nucleotide messenger RNA. Its product is annotated as Mitochondrial transcription termination factor family protein. Gene Ontology annotation, biological process: regulation of DNA-templated transcription; developmental process. The record is from RefSeq and is a predicted model, not a curated record. Gene Ontology annotation, molecular function: double-stranded DNA binding. Lineage: Eukaryota; Viridiplantae; Streptophyta; Magnoliopsida; Cucurbitales; Cucurbitaceae.
GGUUUUUCGGUAUAUUCUCUCUCUCUCUCUCUUAUCCAUUUUUCUAUAUCUAUCUUUAGUAGCUUCAAAAAUGGCUUCUCUGUUCCUCUCCUCUUUCUCUCCCACAAUUUACUCCGAUUUUCCCUCUUCUUCGGAUUUCUACCUGUCGGCCCAGUUCCCGCUCAGUUCUUCGAGCUCAGUCUCUAAGUUUCGGAGGAGGAGCGUGCGUGGGUUCGUUGUUCGGUCGACCCACUCGAAUGCGAGACUUCUCAAGCCCAAAAGGAGGUCGAGGUUUGGCCAGAUUUUGUCACCUUUUGACUGCGAUGGAGAUGGGGAGGAUGUGGAUGUUGAUGAUUUUAGUAGCGACGGUGAUGAUGAUGAUGGUGAGUUCUCGGAUGUUGAAUAUGAUGCUAAAAGAAAAAGAGCCAAGUUGCAGAGCAGAACCAGAAACAACGGCUCACAGCGAGAUAACUUGAGACAUCCCAGAGAAAGCAGGGGUAUAAGAUCAUCCAACUCUGGGAAAAGCUUUAAAGUUAAAGCCGACCACCUUGACUUUCAAGAUCUCGUUAAUGAUACCGAUAAACAAGACUUCAGUAUUGAGGAGGAAGUUCGUUCUACCAGCAUAAAUGGGAAAGGAAAGUUGAUGACCAAGAAAUCUAUGGAAACUAGAUUCCCUCGUCUAGCAGAAGAAAUAGAGUUGGAUGACAAAUGGUUCCCUCUACUUGAUUAUCUUACAACGUUUGGGCUCAAGGAAUCUCAUUUUCUCCAAAUGUAUGAGAGACACAUGCCUUCCCUUCAAAUAAAUGUUUUAUCUGCACAAGAAAGGCUAGAAUACCUGUUAAGCGUCGGUGUCAAGCAGAGGGAUGUUAGAAGAAUGCUCUUGAGGCAGCCCCAAAUUCUGGAGUACACAGUAGAGAACAAUUUGAAAUCCCAUGUUGCUUUCUUACUGAGUUUGGGAAUCCCAAAUUCCAGAGUGGGGCAGAUAAUUGCUGCUGCUCCAUCUCUCUUUUCUUAUAGUGUUGAGAAUUCAUUAAAGCCCACAGUCCGAUACUUGGUCGAGGAAGUAGGCAUUAAGGAAAAGGAUUUGGGUAAAGUUGUGCAACUGAGUCCUCAAAUCCUGGUUCAGCGGAUUGAUGUAUCAUGGAACACCAGAUAUAUGUUUCUUUCAAAGGAAAUAGGAGCACCUCGUGAUAGUGUUGUGAAAAUGGUAACUAAACAUCCUCAACUCCUCCAUUAUAGCAUUGAUGACGGGUUGCUACCCAGGAUCAAUUUCCUUAGAAGUAUUGGAAUGCGGAAUUCAGAGAUCUUAAAAGUCUUAACUAGUCUUACACAGGUUCUUUCUCUAUCUCUGGAGGAUAAUUUGAAGCCCAAAUAUAAGUAUCUGAUCAACGAACUCCGUAACGAAGUGCAAUCACUGACCAAAUAUCCAAUGUAUCUAAGCUUGUCCUUGGAUCAAAGAAUUCGGCCUCGACACAGAUUUCUGGUUUCUCUUAAGAAAGCACCCAAGGGGCCAUUCCCUCUAAGUUCAUUGGUUCCAACUGAUGAAUGCUUUUGUCAGCAAUGGGCUGAAACCAGCUUAGAUAAGUAUCUGGAAUUUCGGCAGAGAUUGCUAUUGAAGGAGUUCGCCCAGAAAUACGAAAGGAGAUGAUAACGUUAAUAGUCAUCAUAUCAUAUAACUGAACUGACUUGCUCUCACCUCGGAGUUCUUCCAGCUACUCGCAUGAAAGGAAGUGCUUAGAUAGAUGUCACGAGUUCUCGAAUCCUUUAUAUCUAUGCAAAUCCCUUUUCAGCAAGUCAUCACAGUAUCGCUGACUUCGGGAACAUUCUAGUUGUUGUGCGGGUCGUUGAUGGGCAUAAAGCUGCUAACAAUUUGUUUUUUCAUUGCCAAAAUCGGUGCAGAAACUGGUCCAAUUUAGAAGUGGCAGUGAUGGCUACGACCCUUUGGUAAGGCUGGAGAUGGGGCAGCUGAGCUUGGCACAUGCAUACAUACCGUAAGGUCUCAUUUGAAAGUACCUUGAGUAGGACUUCUUCAACCAAACUCCUUAUAAUUCUUUUCCAGGAUCUGCUUGAUAUUUGUAUGGGGUUAUUGAUGUAUGAUGAGUAGAUUCUGAUGAUCUGAUCUUUUUGUGCCUUGGAAAUUCUGUAGACAUUUUUUGUGGCAAAUUUUGGUGGGAUUUUAGAUAUUGUAAUUGACAUCAAUUUUGGUCUUUAAGAAAUUGUUGAAUAUAUCCCUCUUUGAUGGAUUACUUUUCCAAA